Molecule: messenger RNA, 1152 nt
Organism: Caenorhabditis briggsae
Lineage: Eukaryota; Metazoa; Nematoda; Chromadorea; Rhabditida; Rhabditidae
Gene: Cbr-abu-14
Product: Protein CBR-ABU-14
Exons: 3
Coding region: 1-1152 (383 amino acids)
Source: RefSeq, a predicted model, not a curated record
AUGGCAGCCCGCAGAGCAGCUUUCGUUUUCGUCGCCUUGCUGGCAAUCAGCAGCGUCUUCGCUGAAGAGGAAGCCCCUGCCAAGAACGAGACCGGAUUGGCUCUAUCGCGUGCCAAGCGUCAGUGCUGUUCGUCAAGCUCCAACUCUUGCUGCGGCAACAACAACAACGUGCAGUGCGUGCCAGUUUGCCUCCAACAGUGUCAAUCGUCCUGCCAAACCGUCCAGUGCGUGCAGCAGUGUCAGCCAGCCUGCAACCAGCAGUGCGGUGGUGGAAACCAAGUGAUCCUUCUCCCACAAACCAGCUCCUGCAACCAGUGCCAACAACAAUGCAUCAGCUCCUGCGCCACCCCAAUCUGCGCCCAAUCCUGCAACAACCAAUGCUCUAACCAGUGCGGAAACUCGGCUCCACAAAUCGUCGUCCUCCAACCACAACAGAACCAGUGCGGAUCCUGCCAAUCGUCCUGCCAACAGACCUGCCCAACCUGCAACUGUCAAUCGGCUUGCGCUCCAGCUUGCGGAAACAACAACAACAACCAGCAAAUCAUCGUCGUCCAACAAGACAACUCUUGCUCGUCCAACUGCAACAACCAAUGCUCCAGCUCUUGCUCCACCCCAAUCUGCAUCCAGUCCUGCCAGUCGUCCUGCCAACAGGCCUGCCAGCCAACCUGCCAGCCACAAUGCAUGCCAUCCUGCUCGUCUAGCUGCACCUCCAACCAGGCCCCAAUUGUGAUCGUCGCCCAGCAAGGAGACUCCUGCUCCAACUCGUGCUCCAACCAGUGCCAAUCCGCCUGCCCAACCCCAAUCUGUGUUCAACAAUGUAACUCGCAGUGCCAGAACCAGUGCUCCAACUCGUGCUCCGGAAACAGCUGCAACCAACAACAGCUCACUAGCUCCUCAAAACCACUCCGAUACUUCCAGGUCAUCGUCCUCCAACAACAAGACAACUGCCAGAACCAAUGCCAAUCCUCUUGCAUGAACACCUGCCAAUCCUCGGCUACCGUACUCCAGUGCCAGCCAAUCUGUCAACAGACCUGCCAGAACACAUGCCAACAAGCCGCCCAAAUCGUCGUCCCAUGCCAAUCGACCUCUUCCGGAUGCGGAUGCUCCUCCGGAUACUCCCAAUGCGGAGGAUCGUGCUGCCGUCGUCGUUAA